AUGAAGGACCUGGCGGGUGGCUGUGCUUACAACUUGCUGUACCAGGACCUGAAGCGGUUCUCCAAGCAUGGGGAAUAUUUCUGCAAGGAGCUGAUGACAGUCUUUCAGCAAAGGUCUGAGUUGGAGAUUAACUAUGCAAAGGGAAUGCAGAAGCUCGCUGGCAAACUCAUUAAAGCCUCAAAGGAGAUGGCUAGCAACAGCACAACAUACCAGGCCUGGUCUCAGAUAUCCAAUGAAAUGUUCUCCAUUGCAGACAUACACAGGACACUAGGGAAUGCUCUCCAGCAAGAUGCCAUUCUGGAGAUCCGCCAACUUCUGGAUGAACACACCAAAAGGAAGAGGCCCCUGGAUGGUGCAAUCGAGAAAACUGGCAAGCUGGUCAUCACAAAUUGGAAUGAGCAGAUAAAAGUAAAGAAGAAGCUCAUGGGACUGACACGGGAACACGAGGGAGUGUUCAGCUUUGUGGAGAACAAUAAGCAUAUAUGCACUGAAAAGGAAAAACAAAAGAUGCUCAACAGACUGACCAAGUCAGCAGAGCUGCAGGCCAGGGUGGAUGAAGACUACUUCCACAUCAACAUGGAGGGCCACCAGAUGCGCCUCAAGUGGGAGAGCACACUCAAACACUGCUACCAGAUAAUUCAAGAGCUGGAGAAACAACGAAUAGAAGUUCUAAGUAACAUCUUGAACAAAUAUGGUCUCUACAUGUCCAGCUUUGGACAAACACUGCAGCACUGUCAAAAACAAAUUGAGCAAGCCAUCAUGACAGUGGAUAUGGAGAAGGAUCUGCAGAGCUUGGUGGAUGAGACCACUGUUACUGCUGACGACAACAAAGCUGAGUUUUUGAUGACAGACUAUUUUGAGGAGGACAACAAGACUGUUAUGGGACCGGAGAGACGCAAAGAUGCGAUAAAGACUAAACUGCAACGGCUUGAGGACUACAUAUCGAGGACAAAAAGAUAUCACGAAGGCCUGGAGAGAAUGGUGAAGACAUACACUGAGAAUCCAUCAUUCUCAAACAAAAAGAACUUGGAAGAAACAGAACAGUUACUUGAUGAAACCACUUUAAAACUGGACCUUUUAAGAGCCACACACGGCAAGCUGUCAGCAAUCGUGGCAGAAAUCGACGGAAAAGCCAAAUCACUACACAAAUUCAGCGACAGCAUCACAAAAUGGAAAGAUAAAGACUGUGAGCACAGCGUUGUGCAGCUAUCUCGACCUGUAAGGAUCAAGACCACGUCACUCCGCUCUCGCCAGUCCCUGAAAAGAAGGUCCAUCAUCUACAAGGGCCCCGUUAGAAUUGGGCCACCCCCACAAGAGCCCCCACCUGACCCAGAGCCAGACUCACACACCCCCACCCAAGAGAGCAUCACCACCCAGCCCAGUGCAGAACUUAAUGGAGACUCGGAUCCUAACCACAAUGCAAAAGAGGAGUCUUCCAGUCUGGGUAAAUGCAGAGCACUCUACGACUUCACCUCGCACCGACAUGAUGAACUGACCAUGAAGGAAGGGGAUGUAAUUGAGAUUGUCCAGAGGGCUGAGAGUGGCUGGUGGUACGGGACUCUAAACGGCCAGAGAGGCCACUUCCCUUCAACAUACGUGGAGGAGUUUCCUGAGAUUACUGAUCAAAUGACUUCAGAUGCAUAGCAUCAACAAUACAUUUAGACUAACUUUCAUUUCCUUUGCCUUUAUGUCUUAUGGCUCGACAUUAUGAUGGACCUUAAUUCAGGAAAAGGUCAGAGGAGGAGGACUGAGGAUGGAGGCAAGAUGCUGCUGAAGCAGGCCUGCAUGUGGUACUCCGUUCCUCCAUCAUUUCCUCCAUGAGAGGAUGUAGGAACAAGGGCGGAGGAAUUGACUGAAGGAGUGCAUUGAAAGGUAGCCUUAGCAAAAACCUAUCCAACAUGACCGGCAAAAGGAAUAGAAUAUUCUGAUAUGAAACGACCUACUAAAAAUCAAAUCACAUCAUUACAGGGGAAAAUUAUUGGCAUGCAUAGCGGCUUCAUCACACACACACCUUCUACUUGUAACGGAAUGAUCAGAACUUGCCUACAUAUUGCACUGAUAAAAAUUAGUCUUGUACAUUUUCAAUGCCAUGUAUUGUAAAUAUCUUUGCAAUGUCUUUACCUAAUGGAAAUUAUAUGUGCCCUCAUCUCAGCACAUCUCAGUAAUGAUUUAGUCAGAAAAUUAAAGUAAAUCUGCAAUGUAACUUGUAUGACUAUGGAAUA
Molecule: messenger RNA, 2222 nt
Organism: Engraulis encrasicolus (European anchovy)
Lineage: Eukaryota; Metazoa; Chordata; Actinopteri; Clupeiformes; Engraulidae
Gene: nostrin
Product: nitric oxide synthase trafficking
Exons: 16
Coding region: 1-1644 (547 amino acids)
Biological process (GO): signal transduction
Molecular function (GO): protein binding
Source: RefSeq, a predicted model, not a curated record